Molecule: messenger RNA, 1769 nt
Organism: Austrofundulus limnaeus
Lineage: Eukaryota; Metazoa; Chordata; Actinopteri; Cyprinodontiformes; Rivulidae
Gene: orc2
Product: origin recognition complex, subunit 2
Biological process (GO): DNA replication
Cellular component (GO): nuclear origin of replication recognition complex; nucleus
Molecular function (GO): DNA replication origin binding
Source: RefSeq, a predicted model, not a curated record
CGUGGUUUAAAAUCUUCAGCAGGGUGGCGCGGAAACUUGUCCCACCACUAUCGCGCAGCUAAACCCGGAUUUUUAAAAGUUUUGUUUACAUUUGCGACCAUUGUUCUGCGGUAAAAUGAGUGUGUUGGAGGUGAAGUUCAUCGGGGACGGAGAUGUUUUGGAUCACAUCGUGGACAAACAGGAGGGUGUGCAGAGCAGCGCUGGCUCUGUGCAGAAGAUGGUGAAGUUUAAGAGGCCGGCAGGACUGCAGGGCUGCAGAGAGGACGCAGAACUGAAUCCUGARGAAAGCGGUGUCUUUGAUGAGCAAAAUUAUAUCCAAGCUUUGGGAGCAGAAAGCACUGAAGCACCGAGCCUUCGGUCAGACAGCGACAGUGAGCUCUCACCUUCUGACUCUGGGGAGGACGAAGAAGAGGAUGCCUUUGAAGAGCAGAAGGCAAAGAAAGAGAACAAAGACACUUUGAGAAACUCACAAACUCCCAAUAAAAAGUUAUCUGCAGCUCUCUACAAGACUCCUGCAAAAAAGACCAAGACCACAGCAGAACUCCUCAACCAGCCCACCAUGACCGAGGAGUAUUUUGAGGCUCAUGGUAGCUCGAAGGUCCUGACGUCUGACCGGACCCUUGAGCGUUUGCACACCCCUAAACUUGACAGGGAGACUCUGACUCGUCUUUUAGAAGAUAAACCAUCCUGUUAUUUCAAAGAGAUGCAGCAGCUGCAGAACAAACACAAAAAGCACUUUAACAAAUGGAUGUUACAGUUACAAUUGGGGUUCAGUGUUCUGGUCUACGGUUUGGGCAGCAAAAAGGCUUUGCUGGAAGACUUCAGGGAGUCUCAUUUGUCACAGGAAAUCCAUCUUGUGGUCAACGGAUUUUUCCCUUCUAUUACUCUUAAAUCAAUAUUAAACGCUCUGACAAGUGAGGUUCUGGAGCUUGAGGGAAGUUUUCGAACCCCCUCAGAUCAAAUCCAGUUCAUCUCUCAGACUCUGAAAGAACGGUCAGAUUUCCACGUGUAUGUGAUUAURCACAACAUCGACGGCCCAAUGCUGCGAGGAGAAAAGACCCAGAGUGCACUGGGGCAGCUGGCCUCCCUGCCAAACCUGCACCUGGUGGCCUCUAUAGACCACAUCAAUGCCCCGUUAGUGUGGGACCAGUUCAAACAGAGUCAGUUCAAUUGGCUGUGGUGGGAGUGUGUGACGUUCCAGCACUACACAGAGGAGACGUCAUAUGAAAACUCGCUCCUGGUGCAGCAGACCGGUGCUCUGGCUCUGUCCUCCCUCACACACGUGCUCCGCAGCCUGACACCCAAUGCAAGAGGAAUCUUUAAACUGUUGGUGCGAUUUCAGCUGGAGAACAAAGACAACCCUUCAUAUACAGGAUUAUCAUUCCAGGACUUCUACCAGCGUUGUCGCGAGGCCUUUCUGGUCAACUCUGACCUCACUCUGAGGACUCAGCUGACCGAGUUCCGGGAUCACAAACUGAUUCGGACACGCAAGGGUGGAGAUGGAGUGGAGUACCUGGUGGUGGCCGUGGAUAUAAACACGUUGAUGGACUUCCUGGAGAACGAGGACGAAUGAAACACCAGACCAAUCGUUUCAAGCACAUUUUAGCUGUCGAUCGCUGACAUAAAAAUCAUUUCCAAUUGUUUUAAYUAGAUAUAAAACAAAACCAGUGUUUUAAAUUAGAUUAUUAAAAUGUUUGGCCCAAAAUGCACUUGCUGUAUUCACGUUUUCAGAGUAGAUCUUGGCAAAUAAAAGCAACACUUUGAGUUCA